AUGGUUUUUUUUCAUGAGAGUAUACUUUCACCUCAUUUAGUAAUUCUUUUAUUCAAUCGAUCAUUACAGUGUCCUAAAUCCCCUCCACAUAUAAACAAUUAUACAUUCGAUAUUCAUCCUCCUAAUUCAUCCAAUCAUCAACAUAUCGAUUUGAAGUCAUCACACCACCAGCCAUCCCCUUCAUCAUCAUCAUUAUCUCCAUUACUCAGGAAUAAACGUUUAAGUGAUGCUUCACAUUCACCACCGCAUAUAAUUCCAGAUUUACCAAAUUUAUUAAGAUUUUUCGAUCGUACUGGUCUGCAAGUCCUAUGUCGUGCUUCGGGUAAUCCACCGCCUCAAAUUCGUUGGUUCUCUUUGCCAACAAAUGGUGGUCGACCAACAACUACAAAAACAACUAGUGUAGAUCGUUUAUUUAGUAACGGGGAGAGUGGCAGUGGUAGUUCAACUAUUGCUCCAUCCGCUUCAUCCUCGUCGUCAUCUGGUUAUGAUACGGUUGCUGUGAAUUAUAAUACAAUCGAAUUUCAAAAUGAUGAAAAUUAUAUCAGUGAACUUGGCUAUAGUAGUCGUGUCAGAGAAACACCUCAAGCAGAUUAUCAUCAAGAAAUGUCAUCUUCAUCAAUGGAAAAUCUUGGAUCAUCAUCAUCAUCAUCAACUAGUCAACAACAGGCUACAAUGAAUGGUACUACUGGGACUGGGACUGGUACUUCUUCGUCUUCUACAUCCAGUACUGUUACGUCGAAUAUGAAUACAAAUAAUCAUUAUAGCCAGGAUAAUAUUAUUAAACACAAUGCAAAUAAUAAUCAUCAUAAUCAUAAUAAUCAAAUUCUUGUUGGUAAUGGUUGGCUUAAUUUCACAGCGACACGUUCAUCCACAAUGCGUAUGGUAUUUUUUUGUCAAGCUGAAAAUUAUCUCGGACAAGCUCGAUCACGGAAAAUGGUGAUACAUCAAGUUCCAAUGCCAGAUGAAAAUUUAAAAAUUAUCUAUAAUACAUUCCCAAUUAAACCAAGACAAAAAGCUGUUAUCAGUUGUCAACCGGAACAGGGUAUAUUUAAUCGAUUUUUAAAAGUCAAAUAUUGGGAAGUAUAUAUGAAUAAGACAUUAAUUUCCACCAUUGAUCAUUCAUAUGGUCGUUUCAGUAUGAUCAAUGUAACUAAACAUCCAGAAUUACAUAUUCGAUCAAUUACUGAAGCUGAACUCACAUCUAUGGAAGUUCGUUGUGUUCUUCAAUCAAUUGUAGAUGAAUCAGUCACUGUGGAACGUCCAGAACGUGGUCGACUACAACGAUUGCAGUUUCGUUUUUCCUAUGCUGAACUACGUAGUGUCGGUAAUGAGAUCAAUAUUCUACGUGGUUCUACAAUUGAAUUACCUUGGGCUGUAGAAGGUGAAGGUCGUACACAAGUGGAUUGGUAUUAUUUAAAUGAAGCAAGUCGUGUAAGACAAGCUAUAGCAUUGGAUUCAUCAAUCAGUAGCGCUACCUCUAGUGGCAGCAGUGGUAGCGGUAGUAGUAGUACUGGUAAUUCCGGUUCAGCACUGACAUCGGCGUCAGCGUCAUCGUCAGCCAUAUCAAAUUCUUCAUCUGGUAGUAGUAGUAGUAGUAGCAGCGGUACCGUUGGUCGUCGACAAAUCAAUGAAUUGCCAUGGGGUACCAAAUAUGAAUUAGUUGAUGGUGCCUAUGGGAAUUUACGAUUAAUUAAUUUAUCAGUCAGUGAUUCUGGACAUUAUAUUGCUGAAUCGGUACAUUUAGGUCGGUCAUUACGAAUUAAAUAUACGAUACGUGUUAGAGCUCCACUUGGUGUAAAAAUCACACCUAACCGUCGUACAGUCGAUUGGGGUAGUCGUGUUGAGUUAACAUGUGAAGUGACAGGACAUCCACGUCAAUUAAUCUAUUGGUUGCAUAAUUCACGCCUAGUACCAAGACGUCAUCAUGUUCGUCAUAUUCCGUCAACAACAACAUCGACAUCGACAACAACACCGACAACAGCCUCUUCGUCAUCAUCAGCGUCGGCAUCAUCCUCAUCGGAUGUGAAUCCGUUGCAUUCCAUUUCAGAAAGAUUAAUCAUUGAAGCAUUUAGUCUAGACGAUAUCGGUGUAUAUCAAUGUAUUGUCGAGAAUGGUCAUCCAUCGGAUCGAUUCAAUUUGAAUUUGAACGAACGUCAAUCUGCAGAUGAUACAAUGUUUGCUUAUUAUGCUAAUAGUAUUCCAUUAUCCACGAUGUUCAUUAAUUCACAGUCGGCUAACACUUACAAUCAUUCCAAGGCAUUGAAAUCUAAUAUCGAUCCAUCGAAUGGGGCAGCCGCAGCAGCCGCAUCCGCAUCAACAACCACAUCCACAACCACCACAACAACAACGAAUACAAUCAUUUCUAAUUUAGAACGUACAGUCUCAGAUUUAAUUGAUAAUGCACAAGCCACUGCAUUAUUAAUGAUGGGUAAAAUGCGUCCUAUGUUAACAUGGCAAAAUCCUGUCAUUGAAUUAGGAUCUAGUAAUGCUGCUGGUCAAGUAUUUUUAUCAUUGCAUUUAGGCAAUACAGAAUCAUUGUUACAAUGUAAAUUUGCUGCGAAUCCCUCGCCAAAUAUUAUAUGGUAUCGUGAUGAUCAACCAAUUGUAUUUCCUUCUAAUUCCAUGGAUCACAAUGCACGUAAUGUUGAUGACGAUGAUGAUAACGGUGAUAAGGAUAAUGAGAAUGAGAAUGAGAAUGAUGUCAGUAAUAAUCAUUCCAAUGUGCUGUCUAGUCAAGUAAUAUUAGAUGAAGGCAUAGCAUGUACUACAAUUACACGACUUAUGAUUAAUAUUCGUAAAUUACAAAAUUUAGAUGAUAUGUGGACAUACGGUGGAGAAUAUCGUGCAGUAGCUGAAAAUUCUUAUGGUCAAGCAGAUUGUCGAACUUAUGUUCUCAUGGAUACACCACUUCGUCUACGUCCUAUGGAUGUUGGUAAACCAGCUAUCGCUGGUCGAGCUUAUACACUGAAAUGUUAUUUUAUUGGAAGUGGUAUACCUACACUUCAAUGGCAUCGUAUAAAAAAUGGUCGUGAUAUACGUCGUAUACCAGUAGAUCAUCGGCAUCAACUGCUAGAAAAUGGACGUGUACUGCGAAUAACUGAAGUUAACCAAGAAGAAGAUGAAGCUGAUUAUCGUUGUACCGCGAGUUUAGGUGAUGCGACAGUGAAUACUACUGUAUCAUUGAAAGUUUCACAUGCUCCACGUCUAUUUGAAUUACCACAAACACGACAAGUGAAAGAUGGACAUGAUAUGCUGUCGUAUAGUUGUGCAUUACAAAAUCGUGCAGAUAAACCAUGGUAUGCAUGGUGGGAAUUUCAACGUGAAGGUACCAAUGCCAUAGUACCAUUGCCUCCGUUUAAAAAGAAUGCCUAUGAUGGUUUUUCAGUUUCUUAUGUGGUUUCAGAGAAUGAUGCUACACCGUGGCGUUUACCGGAUAGUUUACGUGAUCGUAUUCCAUCAUUUGUACACACUGAACCAAAUUCCGCUGUACAUGUUAGUGUCAAUGAAUUACGCAAAGAUCAACAUCAUGGCAAUUUAACAUGUGUUGUUAUGAAUGAAGUUGGCGUUGAUCGGCAAUCAAUUCGUGUCACUUUUAUACCUGAAUUGGAAUUCGCAAUUCGACCACCGAAUAAUCAAGAUGUCACACUUGGACAAACCAUAUCCAUUGAUUGUGCUGCCAAACCAUCUGAUUUACAACCAAUUGUUGAAUGGAAAUAUUUACAGAAAACUACUGGUUCUUAUGUUAGUGUCACUCAAUUAUCUGAAGUAACCAAUGGACGUAUUGGCCAACUACCGAAUGGUACAUUAUUACUAUCCAAUGUUGAUGAAUCAGAUCCAAGAGAAUUUUUAUGUUUUCUUAAACCAGGUAGAUUAUCAACUGCUGCACAACGUAGUUCAGCAGUUAAUUUAGAAGUACAUAUACCUGCACGUAUUGAUCCAUUGGAUGCCGUGGAAAAAGUUCGUGGUUCACGAUUCAAUUUAACUUGUAGUGUACAUGGUGAUCCGGAAGAUUUAAAAGCAUCUUGGUAUUAUCGUUUAUCACCGAAAUCACGUUGGCAAAUUAUUGAUAAACCAUGUGUUGUACCAUUGGCUUACAUUGAGAAUGGUUCUCGUAGUAGUAGCGGUGCUGCUGCACAACGUCACAAUGAUGGUGUCACAUUGGAUUCUUCUGAAAUUGAUGAUAGUACUAAUAGUAAUAAUAAUAAUAGAAUAUAUUCUGAUCUUCAAGAUUUAUCAUAUGAUACUUCAGACAAAUCCUCUUCUUCGACGUCAUCAUUAUCAUCUACCGAAACCAACAAAGAUUGGACUCCUAGUUUAGCGGAUUGUCAAAGUUAUGCAACUGAAGGUUUAGAAAGUGGUAUAUUAUUUCGUCAAAUUUCAUUUUUUAAACCAAAUAAACGUGGUUUAGAUAAACAAUUACAACUUUUAAAUUUAAAAGAAAUUCAUAUGGGUGAAUAUUUAUGUAAAGCAUCAAAUAAAUACAACUAUAAUUCAUUUGGUCAACUUAUUGAAGUGGAAGCAUUUGUACAAUUAACUGUUAUUUCUGUACCGGAUUCUGUUCAAUUUGUUUAUAAUAGUUCGAGAACUACCGCUACAAGUGUCUCAUUCGCAUGGUUGCCACCGUUACGUGAUGGUAAUAAACCGAUACGUCAAUAUCGAAUUCGUUAUUCACAUUCUGAGCCAAGUGUUGUUGUCAAUAGUCCAGUGUCAUCGAUACAACAGCCUAAUGUUACAGAGAUUGAUGUUUCAGCUAAUCAACAUCACAUUGAAUUGAAUAAUCUUCGACCAUAUACAAAAUAUCAUAUAACUGUAGCUGCAAUCAACGAUGUUGGACCAAGUGUGGAAAAUGCUCUUGCACUUACUACUCAAGAAGCGAAACCCGAUGGUCCAGUUCGUCGUCUAAUAGCUAAUGGAACUGCCUCAGAUACAAUUAUACAUUCUAGAUUGGAGAGAAUCCAAGCAGUUUGGGAACAAUCAUUUUAUUAG
Molecule: messenger RNA, 4986 nt
Organism: Schistosoma turkestanicum
Lineage: Eukaryota; Metazoa; Platyhelminthes; Trematoda; Strigeidida; Schistosomatidae
Source: the annotation of a GenBank genome assembly